Molecule: messenger RNA, 1733 nt
Organism: Pistacia vera
Lineage: Eukaryota; Viridiplantae; Streptophyta; Magnoliopsida; Sapindales; Anacardiaceae
Product: WRKY transcription factor 72A-like
Exons: 4
Coding region: 30-1697 (555 amino acids)
Biological process (GO): regulation of DNA-templated transcription
Molecular function (GO): DNA-binding transcription factor activity; sequence-specific DNA binding
Source: RefSeq, a predicted model, not a curated record
CUGUUCUAACUGAUUGGGAAGGAUCAUCCAUGGGACCUGACAACUCAAGAGCAUCUUCUUCAGGCAUAAAAAAAGAACAGGAUGAUCAGCUUGAAUCUGCAAGAGCCGAAAUGGGUGAAGUGAGAGAAGAAAAUGAAAGACUGAAGAUGUAUUUAGGUCGAAUAAUGAAUGAUUACAAGAUCCUUCAAAUGCGAUUCCAUGACUUUGUUCAGCAAGACGCGAAGAACUCUACAGACACAUCUAAUGAUCAUGACCAAGAAGUCGAAGAAACUGAGCUUGUUUCUCUAAGUCUUGGAAGAUUUUCAAGUGAUUCAAAAAAGGAAGAGAAGACGAAAACCUCUAGUUCAGGAAAAGAAGAUGAUCAGAAAAUUAAAGAAGGCUUAUCCCUUGGACUAGAAUGCAAAUUUGAAGUAUCAAAACCAGAUGCAAAUGAAGCGUUACCUGAUCCCAGCCUCACAAACAGUUUUGAGGAAUCAAAGGAAGAAGCUGGGGAGACCUGGCCACCUAGUAAAGCUCUCAAGACAAUGAGAAGUGGAGACGAAGACAUUUCUCAACAAAAUCCAGUCAAAAGAGCCAGGGUUUCUGUUAGAGCUAGGUGCGAUACACCAACGAUGAAUGAUGGUUGCCAAUGGAGGAAAUAUGGACAAAAGAUUGCUAAAGGAAACCCUUGCCCUCGUGCUUAUUAUCGCUGCACUGUUGCUCCUUCAUGCCCAGUCAGGAAACAGGUGCAAAGAUGUGCUGAGGAAAUGUCAAUCUUAAUCACCACCUAUGAAGGAACCCACAACCACCCACUUCCAAUGUCAGCAACCGCUAUGGCUUCUACAACUUCUGCAGCCGCUUCCAUGUUAUUGUCUGGCUCAUCAUCGAGCUCUCGCCCUGGCUCCACUGCACCAUCCACCUCCAUCACAGCAGCCAAUAAUAAUCUCCAUGGACUAAACUUUUAUCUAACCGAUAACUUAAAGUCCAAGCAAUUCUAUUUACCCCAUCCUUCAUUAUCAUCUACACCUUCAUGCCCAACAAUCACUGUUGACCUCACCACUGCACCAUCUUCUUCCUCUUCUCCUUUGGGUAGGUUUAUUACAAAUUAUCCCUCAACUGCUCCAAGAUAUUCUUCCACAAGUCUAAGCUUCGGUUCUUCAGAAUCCAACUCAAUGUCGUGGGGCAACAAUUUACUUAGCUAUGGUAGCACUCAGCCAUAUAUCAAAAAUCAGACUGGAAGUUUAAACCCAGGAAUAAGACAACCUAUGGAGAAUAUUUAUCAAUCCUUCUUACAAAAGAGUAACAUUCCUGCUGCUCCCCAACAAUCUAUACCUGUAGAUACGAUAGCUGCCGCAACCAAAGCUAUAACUGCGGACCCAAGUUUCCAAUCUGCUUUAGUAGCAGCGCUCACAUCAAUCAUUGGAACUGGCGACAGCGGUGGAACGAGUGGUGCAAGUCAGGUUGGCGGAGGUCAGGUUGGCGGAGGAGAUAAUCUUGGUGUAAUGCAGAAACUUAAGUGGGGUGAACAAUUUCCAGUGGCUUCUAGUUACUCAGAGAGUGUGAAAGGCAAUGGUUGCGGAUCAAGCUAUUUGAACAAAUCAUCAACGACGACAAAUACUCAGCCGGGAAGUUUGAUUUUUCUACCACCUUCUUUACCAUUUGCCUCUUCUAAAAGUGCAUCUGCAUCUCCUGCCGAGAAUAGAGAGCAUACAAAUUGAGAUUCAAGCACUCAUUAAUCUUCUUUAUAAUCGAAU